Limulus polyphemus (Atlantic horseshoe crab) is the source of this 612-nucleotide messenger RNA. Its product is annotated as histone-lysine N-methyltransferase SETMAR-like. Gene Ontology annotation, molecular function: nucleic acid binding. The transcript has a single exon. The record is from RefSeq and is a predicted model, not a curated record. Bases 1 to 612 code for a protein of 203 amino acids. NCBI's taxonomy places the organism in Eukaryota, Metazoa, Arthropoda, Merostomata, Xiphosura, Limulidae.
AUGGAAGUAUCUAAAGAGCAUUUGAGGCAUAUAAUGCGUUAUGAGUUUAAAAAAAGGAACUCUGCAGCCAAAACGACUCGAAAUAUUCACUCAGCUUAUGGAGAAGAAUGCCUGAAUGAAAAAACUUGCAGAAGAUGGUUUGCAAAAUUCAGAAGUGGAAAUUUCAGCCUUGAAGAUGAAGACCGAACAGGACGUCCAGUUGAGUUUGAUGAUAUGCUCCUUGUGGCAUUACUUGAAGAAAAUCCUGCCGUAUCAGUUGAAGAAUUGGCUAUGAAGCUUGGUUCAAACCAUACAAUUGUUCAUCGUCAUCUUCAACAACGUGGAAAGGUUCCUAAACUUGGAAAAUGGGUGCCACAUGAAUUGUCUGAAGUGAACCGCAAAUCGCGAGUUGAGAUCUGCUCUUCUCUUCAUUCUCGUGACCUUAUCUCGCCCUUUUUGGAUAGAUUUGGGACUGGUGAUGAAAAAUUGAUUUUUUAUAAAAAUGUUAAACGUCGUAGGCAGUGGCUUAGUAAUGGGGAAAAGGCCCAACCACAACCGAAAAUGGAACUUCAUGCGAAGAAGGUUCUUCUCUCUAUCUGGUGGAAUUGCAAAGGAAUUAUUCACUUUGAGUAG